Molecule: messenger RNA, 2373 nt
Organism: Photinus pyralis (common eastern firefly)
Lineage: Eukaryota; Metazoa; Arthropoda; Insecta; Coleoptera; Lampyridae
Exons: 2
Coding region: 151-2214 (687 amino acids)
Source: RefSeq, a predicted model, not a curated record
UCGAAGAAUGCAACGACCACAUGCAUUUGCUACUGUUGCUGUAAUGCGACAUUCGAUCACCUACUAAUAUUUGAUAAGAUCUCGCGAUAGGUGAAUAGAAGGACGCAAUGUUUUAUGCGUUGUUAAUCCUCGUAAAUCGACCUUAGAAUAAUGAAGUUUUGUAAAUUAUUUGUGCUAUUAAGUGCGUUAUUUGUGCAUUGUCGGUGCGAAGAGAAAAUAGAUCAGGAAACGCAAGGGAAAGAAGAAAAUCGAAGCGGAAAACAAUUAAUAGAUCAAUCUGAACACGGGGGCUGGCGUACGGUACAUCUGCCAAGUUCGAACGAAUGGACCCCGAAAGAAGAGAAGCCAAUAGCAGUAAACGAGUAUUUAGACAGCCCACCCCGGCGUAGGAGGAUACGGAAAAGAAAGCGACGGCCAUCCGUCGAAAACCUACCACAACGUCAAUUGCCAUCGCAUACGUUGGACGAUGUAGAAGAAAAGUGGAUGGAAAUGGAGGACGAAUCCGUCAAACUGCCUCACAGUAGACGCAGAGUCGUUCCCACAUACUUAUCCGAAUUGGAGCAACAGGAAGAUAUUUCCACCCUCUAUGAAAAGGUAAGGGACCCCUUCACCGCCUUAGAAGAAGCUGAAGCUAAAUCUAGAUUGAAGAAGAAAUCGGAAACGAUGGAAAAUACAACCGUGUCCAAUUUAAAGAACAUACUCAAGCAAUCGGGGGGUUCUUUGAAUUUGAGCGAGUUACUGCAGAGGAAAAACUUGUCACUUUCGGAUUUGCUAAAUGGAAAACACCACGCAAUUAAUGCACUUACAGAAAAAACUGAGUCAAGUACAGACACUGUGACGUUCAGCAGUACCAUCGCGAAUUUAGAUUCGUCCAGUCUCGCAGUGGAGGCGCGCUAUAAACCAAAAAUUAGGGGCCAGAAUCCCAGGAUUUCGGAAAUUGAACAGACGACAGAGAGGAAGUUGUUUGUGCCAACGUUUGCCAAGAUUAUACCUUUCCACUACAAACACAGUACCGUUAGGAUGACGUCCACCAGCGGACCUGUAACAGUAUCUGCAGUAACGAAGAACAAUACCAGAGGAAAGUUAAGCGAUCGCAGAACCAAAUAUGGUUCGUUGGGAACGAAAUUACAAAAUCACCAAAAUGUAACGACACAAAUUCCUUUGCAAGCUUUUACCAUCGAUUUACAAGAGCUCUUCGGCUUUUCACAGCUGGUCCAAAAUCGCAACACAUCAACGGACGCACCCUAUCGAAUGAAAAUCGAUAUGGACGACAUUAGAACGUCGACGGAAUUCGAAAAACUCAGACCGACAAGUGCGCGUGAAGAAAUAAUGGAAGUUUUAAAAGACGACAGAAGUAAACAGAAUUUGUCGCGUAUUCUGCUGCUCAGAAACAUGACAGUGGAGGAGUUGGUGGCACAACGUGAAAGAGGAUCGAGCCAAGUUCAUUUGGCCGAUAUUUUUCAUAAUCAAACCAGAGAACCGGAACCUCCCAGUGAGCCUUAUGUAGGAAUAAUAAGCGAACACGGAGGGCGCAAAUCAAAGACGUUGCACGGUUCUAAUGAGCUCCUCGAUCGCGGAACGGGUAGUUCUGACGACAACAGCAAACCUGGUUACGCUGUGACGAGCUUUCCAACUUACAAGAUAGCUAGGGAGAAGCUUUCGUAUCAAAAUCAAACGGCUCCAGUACAGGUGUGGAAAACACUUUAUCCCAUUCUCUAUACGGUUAAUAGCAGUAAGUCGUUAGAAAGGAAGGAAAUUCUAAGUGAAAGUAAGGCAAGCGUCGAUGAAGUUUUGCGUAACGACGUGCACGUGGUGGAAAAUGUUGAAAAUACCAUUUCAGAAGCGGGAAAUCAUAAGUUAAAUGUAGAAAUAAUCGAAAACAAUAGUUACGAAGAUGAGAACAGUUUUAUGCGAUUACCGAGCGGAGUGAAAUCGGCAAUUAUAGCUAGUGCUGCUCUCGUUGCCGUUUCCUUAUUAGUAUUUUUAACGAUCCUCAUUAUAUGUAAGUGGUCGAAUAAAAAGAAGAAACGUUUGUGCUAUUCCGAUGUUUAUUCCGGAUCGAAAAUAAAAUCGCCUAUAUUAGAAACGCGCCCCAAACGGACGAUUAGGACAAUUAUGAAUGAGACUUUGGGGAAACACAAAAGCUAUUCUAAUGUGUAUCCUCAGAAUAUAUCCGAUUAUUUUUGGGAAAGUGAUAAAAAACCGUUUCAAUGAAUGUUAUGUGAAAUACAUUAUGCCCUGUAUUAUAUUAUUGUGAUGAUUGUGUGCAAUAUUUAUUUAUUAACCAAUUUGGUUCGUUUUAUACAAUUUACGCUGUUGAUUGGGUAGGUAUACAACAAGAUAUAUGUACUCAAUAAAGUAUUUAAUUUAUCA